AUGCGUGCCGUGUCCCCAACUUUACCACUGCUGUCUGGGAUAACUGCCAAAAAUGAAGAGCUCCUUACCCAGCACGGUGAGCUGGGCCCGUCGGGAUCGCAUGGCCGCCUGGAUGGCCUGGCACUCAAAGUGGGCGUCGUCCUGGAUGUCUGUCCUCUGGAUCAGCAGGUGGUAUUCUCCUUUGCUGUGGUCUCCAACAAUGUCAUAUCUGGGGUAACCUGUAACGCACAACACAGGAUACAAAGUUAA
Molecule: messenger RNA, 249 nt
Organism: Knipowitschia caucasica
Lineage: Eukaryota; Metazoa; Chordata; Actinopteri; Gobiiformes; Gobiidae
Source: the annotation of a GenBank genome assembly